This is a messenger RNA of Beta vulgaris subsp. vulgaris (sugar beet), 1589 nucleotides long. RefSeq names its product zinc finger CCCH domain-containing protein 24. The record is from RefSeq and is a predicted model, not a curated record. Gene Ontology annotation, molecular function: metal ion binding. Lineage: Eukaryota; Viridiplantae; Streptophyta; Magnoliopsida; Caryophyllales; Amaranthaceae.
UCAUUUAAGGUCCGACCUUGCUCACGAGCCUAUUCACAUGAUUGGACUGAGUGUCCCUUUGUCCAUCCUGGGGAGAAUGCUAGGAGAAGGGACCCUAGGAAAUACCAUUACAGUUGUGUCCCUUGUCCCGAGUUUCGUAAGGGUGCUUGUAGGCGUGGUGAUAUGUGUGAGUAUGCUCAUGGCGUGUUUGAGUGUUGGCUACAUCCAGCACAAUACAGGACUAGGCUUUGCAAAGAUGGCACGAGCUGUAAUCGCCGGGUAUGCUUCUUUGCUCACACCCCUCAGGAACUCCGACCUCUAUAUGCAUCAACAGGUUCUGCUGUUCCUUCGCCUCGCUCUGUGGCUUCUGCUGCUGCUGUUAUGGACAUGGCUGCUGCCCUGAAUCUCUUUCCUGGUUCACCAUCUGCAGCGUCUGCCAUGUCUCCAUCACCAUUCACACCGCCACUCUCCCCUUCUGGAAAUGGGAUUCCUCACUCUUCGGCAGGUUGGCAGCAGCAGAACAUUCCUACCUUGCAUCUCCCAGGGUUCAACACUCAAGCCAACAAUAUGCAAACAAGCCGUCUGAGAUCAUCCUUGAAUGCAAGAGACAUCCACGCUGAGGAGUUGAGUAUGUUGCAUGAUUUAGAGCAACGGCGUAUGCUUAAUGAUAUGUCUUGCUUUUCACAGCCACAGUUUAACUCACCUAGAUCAAAGAUUAUGGCACCAUCAAACCUUGAUGAUCUUUUCUCAGCUGCUGAGAUCUCAUCUCCUUCACAGAAAUCUGCAGUUCUUAGCCAUUUUCAGCAGCAGCAGCAAAGCAUGUUAUCACCCAUAAAUACUAAAGCAUUCUCCCCUAAUCCAGUUGAUCAUACACGUGCAGGUUCGUUUGGGCCAUCUUCUCCUGGUAUAAUGUCUUCACCUCGGUUGUCUGCACUUGCCUUGCGUGACAAACAACAGCAGAUGCGCAGUCUAAGUGCACGUGAUCUUGGUUCUCAUUUGCCUCGAGAUCUCAUACCUGAGAAUGGUGGAAUGGUUGGUUCCCCUGUGAGUGUUGCUUCAUGGUCUAAUUGGGAAUCGCCCUCUAACAGAAGAGCUGAUUGGUCAGUUAAUGGUGAUGAGUUGAAUCGUUUGAAACGUUCAUAUACAUCCGGACAUAACGGCGAGGAGCCUGAUCUUUCUUGGGUUCAAUCAUUGGUCAAGGAUUCACCAUCUUCUGAUAUCAAAGAGGUGCAGAAUAAUACAGUACCUAGCUCAAUGCUUUACGCCGAUGGCUCAAAUUCUGACUCUCAGGUUGAAUCAGUAGAUCAUUCUGCUUUGGGGGCAUGGCUUGAUCAGAUUGCUGCACAGUAAUGCAGUUAAGUUGGAAAGGAUGUAUACUCAAAUAUUCAUUUUAUUCUUCCAGAUAAAUGAUCAGAAUUCUCAAGGCUGCAUUUAACAGUAGGAGGGAUCUGGUGAACAACUCAACAUUCAUCAAGAUUAUUUUUUCCAAUAUUAUUUCGAUAUUUAUUAUUAUUAUUAUUAUUAUUAUUAUUAUUACUACUACAAAAACAAAUUAUAUAAAAAAAGGAAUUUAUCUGGGUUAUUUGCAAAGAUAUAGCCCAUUUAGGUAA